GAGGACGAGGAGGAGGAGGACAAGGAAGAGGAGGAGGAGGACGAGGAGGAUGAGGACGAGGACGAAGAGGAGGAGGUGGAUGAAGAGGACGAGGUGGAUGAGGAGCAGGAGGAGGAGGAGGAGGAGGAGGAGGAGGCGGAGGAGGAGGAGGAAGAGGAGGAGGAGGAGGAGGAGGAGAAGGAGGAGGAAAAGGAGGAGGAGGAGGAAGAUUUGGAGGAGGAGGAGGAGGAUGAGGACGAGGAGGACGAGGAGGUGGAGGAUAAGCAUGCGGAGGAUGAGGAGGACGAGGAGGAGGAGAAGGAGGGGGAGGAGGAGGAGGAGGAUGAGGAGGACGAGGAGCAGGAGGAGGAUAAGGACGAGGAGGAUGAGGACCAGGAGAAGGAGGAGGAAAAGGAGGAGGAGGAGGAAGAUUUGGAGGAGGAGGAGGAGGAUGAGGAGGACGAGGAGGAUGAGGACGUGGAGGAGGAGGAGGAGGAGGAGGAGGAGGAGGAGGAGGAGGAGGAGGAGGAGGAGGAGGAGGAGGAGGAGGAGGAGGAGGAGGUGGAGGAGGAGGAGGAGGUGGAGGAGGAGGAGGAGGAGGAGGAGGCGGAAGAUGAUGAGAAGCAGGAGGAGGAAGAGGAGAACAAGGAGGACGAGAAGGAGGAGGACGAGUAGGACAAGG
Molecule: messenger RNA, 661 nt
Organism: Passer domesticus (house sparrow)
Lineage: Eukaryota; Metazoa; Chordata; Aves; Passeriformes; Passeridae
Product: cilia- and flagella-associated protein 251-like
Exons: 4
Source: RefSeq, a predicted model, not a curated record